AUCCAUACCACCCGAUUUGAAAAAUUCUCUUUUUCUUCCCUCACGGCCUCACCCUACCCUCUUUAUCUGUGUCUCUCAAAGUCUCUAAUAUUUCUUGUCUCUCUCUCUCUCUGAUUUAUUAUAAAACCCCCAAAUUUUCUCUACCGAAGAGAUUUUCUAAUUUUAAUGGAGUAUUUGUCCUGCCAAAUUCAAUUCCCAAACUCCUCCUUGGUUUUCAAUUUUUCUUUUCCCGUUUCAAUUCAGCUCAAUUCUUUCGAUCUCAUAUUUUCCAAAUCCCCAAAAAACCCUCUGAUUCUCGAUCAACCUUGUAGCUCUUUUUGACACCCAACAUUUAUUAAUAAUAAUAAUUAUUAUUACAUCAAGCCCUCCUCAUCAAUGGGAAAGAGCAAAUCUCAGAAAAAAAAGACAGCAGUUUUGGAUAGCGACGAAGACGAUAAUAGUAGUGUGAGUUCGACUUCGACCAUGCGGUCGGAUAAAAUGUCGGUGUUGGGGACUGAAGAAGUCCAAAUAAAUAAAGAUAGUUUACUUGACCUAGCUCUAGAUGCUCUGUACGAGAAGAGGCCUGCCAUAAGAGAGAAGGCUUUGUCAUCAAUUAUUGAUACUUUUAAUAGCAGCUUGCAGCAUGAGUUUGUGGAAAAGAAAUGUACUACUUUACUUCACCAGUGUGUGAACAUUGUUAAACGAGGGACUUCUAAAGAGAUCGCUUUAGCGUCUCAUGCCAUUGGAUUGUUGGCCCUGACUGCUGGCGAUGGAGAUAAAGCACAUGAAAUAUUCAAAGAGUCAGUUGCUCCUAUUUCACAGGCUCUCAAAUCUGGCUUUGAACCAACAAAGAUAUCAUCAUUGCUGGAGUGUUUGGCUGUCAUCACUUUUGUGGGUGGAAAUGACACAGAGGAAACGGAAAUGUCAAUGCAAAUAAUGUGGCAAGUGGUUCAUCCAAAGCUGAGUUCCAAUGUUGUUGCAACCAAACCUUCAGCAGCAGUUAUAACUGCAGUGGUGUCUGCUUGGUCCUUUCUGCUGACUACUAUGGAUGGAUUGAAACUAAACCCCAAACAUUGGCAAGAGUCUAUAUCAUAUUUAUCUAGUCUCCUAGACAAGGAUGACCGGUCUGUACGCAUUGCUGCUGGUGAAGCGCUUGCUCUAAUUUUUGAGAUAGGAAGCGUGGAGAAGUUUUCUGGGGAAGUUAAAGGGUCAAUUGAUAUCUCGACUCCAGAAAGAAGUAAAAACCAGGAAGGAUUUUCACGUGUGCAAGGAUUGAAGGGGAAAAUCGUAAAUAAAGUCAGAGACCUUUCCGCUGAGGCAGGUGGUAAAGGUUCUGCUAAGAAAGAUCUUAACAGCCAACGGAACUUGUUUCGGGAUAUUUUGGAAUUUUUUGAGGAUGGCUGUAGUCCUGAGAACACAGUGAAGAUUGGUGGGGAAUCAUUAAAAACAUCAUCAUGGUAUCAAAUGAUACAGUUAAACUUUUUGAAGCGCUUUCUUGGGGGAGGCUUCAUUAAGCAUAUGCAGGAAAACAAAUUCCUUCAAGAUGUCUUUGAGUUCACACCAAAGAAAAAGCAUCUUCUAGAUGAUGAAUAUCGUAUAUCUAGUACCGAUAAGAGGAUGUAUAAGUCACCAAACUCAGUUGUGAGCAAGGCUAGGACCCAACUACUUAACAAACAGAGAAUGUUAUCUGAGGGUAGAAACGCUGGCCACUAUGCUGCCAAUGCGGGUGAUGAGGAUUUCUAGACAUAUUUUGCUACAAUAUAACUCUGGUGUAAUCAUCAAUGACAUAACGGGCUCAUAUCAUCUUGUUACAAACUUUUUCAAUUUUAUUAUGGUCAUGCCCACAUAGGAAUUGUGUUUUUACUUGGUGGUGGGUUCACAUACGCAGAUCAGAUUCGUCACAUUGUACUUUGUAAAAUAAUUAUUUAUUUUGUUCUUAUAAAUGUGGCAUGAAUGAUGUGCUUCAUUCCCUUUUA
This is a messenger RNA of Quercus robur (English oak), 1955 nucleotides long. RefSeq lists its product as uncharacterized. Bases 376 to 1722 code for a protein of 448 amino acids. Lineage: Eukaryota; Viridiplantae; Streptophyta; Magnoliopsida; Fagales; Fagaceae. The transcript has 13 exons. The record is from RefSeq and is a predicted model, not a curated record.